Molecule: messenger RNA, 5436 nt
Organism: Gopherus flavomarginatus (Mexican gopher tortoise)
Lineage: Eukaryota; Metazoa; Chordata; Testudines; Testudinidae
Gene: KIFC3
Product: kinesin family member C3
Exons: 21
Coding region: 105-2831 (908 amino acids)
Biological process (GO): microtubule-based movement
Molecular function (GO): microtubule motor activity; microtubule binding; ATP binding
Source: RefSeq, a predicted model, not a curated record
UAAUCACUGGCAAUAUUCAAGAGAUCCUCUUUGAAAGGGGAGUUUGAAAAAUUUGACAAGAGUAAAAGGCCCUGAGGUGUCAGUCUGCUUUGGGACCCUAUGCCAUGAUUACAUCUCGCAAGACCUGGGAUCUGGGACCUACUCCCUCAUUGAAAGACCUGUGGAAAAAGGACCUCCCUCUUAACCGGAGUGGACAGGAUUCACUCCUCAGUGACACUGAAGAGGACUCGAACUGGUGCGGCGCUGCGAGUCCACAAGGCCCCUGCGUGACCGUGCAGGCCUUGCAGGACAAGUUGUGCAAGGACAAGAGUCAGGUGAAGAACAAGGAGAAUCAUCGCCAGCCACAGACUCAGUGUAGGACCCAGAAGCUGGGCAUAGAGAAGAGGUCGGGGUCUGCUCACAACUGGGACGCUGGAGCGCAGGGCCAGAAAGCCUGCAGCAUGAACAUUGGGAAAACAGGCGGAAGAUUCUUUGGUGGGAAAUGCUCCAGCUUGUCAGGAGCACGUCAGUUUCCUAUGAUCCAGAAGAUGGUGGAGUCUAUGGCCCAGCUGCAGGAGGAGAAGCUGCAGCUGCAGGAAGAGCUGCUGGCACUGCAGGAGAAACUUUCUGCACGGGAGAAUGAAGAACUUGCUGUGUCUGUCCAGCUGCAGGAUCAGGUUGAAAAUCUGAAAGGGAAACUUCUGGAUCAAGCUCAGGAAGUGAACAGACUCCGUUCUGAGCUGGGUGGCACUGACUUGGAAAAGCAUCGGAAUCUGCUCGCUGCAGAGAACGAGCACCUAAAGCAAGACAUGAAGUCAUGUGAGGCACAGCUUCAGAAGCUGAAGAAGCAGCAUGUGAAAUGCAUUGACUGCGAACACAUCCAGGAGAAUGCAAGGCUGCAAGAAAGGUUGGCCCAGUUGCAGCUGGAGGUGGAGGAGGCUAAGGGGAGGCUGUCGGAGCUGGACCUGGAAGUGCAGCAGAAGACCAAUCGCCUGGCGGAGGUAGAGCUGCGCUUAAAGGACUCCCUUGCCGAGAAGGCUGAGGAGGAGGAGCGACUCAGCAGGCGGCUGCGGGACAGUCAGGAGACUAUAGCUAGCCUGAAAGCCCAACCCCAGCAGAUAAAGUAUCUCAUCAAAACGGUGGAAGUGGAGUCAUCCAAGACCAAGCAGGCUCUGUGUGAGACCCAGUCACGGAAUCAGCACUUGCAGGAGCAAGUGGAGAUGCAGAGGCAGGUGCUAAAGGAGAUGGAACAGCAGCUGCAGAAGUCUCAGAAGACUGCAGCCCAGCUCAGAGCCCAGAUUACACUGUAUGAGUCUGAGCUGGAGCAGGCGCAUGGACAGAUGCUGGAGGAGAUGCAGAACAUGGAAGAUGACAAGAACCGGGCCAUUGAAGAGGCAUUUGCACGUGCUCAAGUAGAAAUGAAAGCUGUGCAUGAGAACCUGGCAGGGGUCCGGACAAACCUUCUCACACUCCAGCCAGCACUCCGAACCCUCACCAAUGAUUACAACAGCCUGAAACGGCAGGUCCGAGACUUCCCCCUGCUACUCCAGGAAGCUCUGCAGAAUGCCAGGGCGGAGAUUGGACAAGCCAUUGAGGAGGUGAACAGCACAAAUCGGGAGCUACUCAGGAAAUACCGCAGGGAGCUGCAGCUCCGCAAGAAAUGCCACAAUGAACUGGUGCGGCUGAAAGGAAAUAUCCGUGUGUUUGGCCGAGUCCGGCCAAUAACUACAGAGGAUGGGGAAGGGCCUGAAGCAGCCAACUCAGUGACCUUUGACCCUGAUGAUGAUGCUAUCUUGCACCUGAUGCACAAGGGGAAGCAGGUCUCAUUUGAAUUGGACAAGGUUUUCUCCCCACAGGCAACACAGCAAGAUGUGUUCCAGGAAGUUCAGGCCCUGAUCACAUCCUGUAUUGAUGGCUACAACGUCUGUAUUUUUGCCUAUGGACAGACAGGUGCAGGCAAGACAUAUACUAUGGAGGGAACUCCUGAAAACCCAGGAAUCAACCAGCGAGCGCUCCAGUUGCUCUUCUCCGAGGUGCAGAGGAAAGCGUCUGACUGGGGCUACACGAUCACUGUCAGUGUGGCAGAGAUUUACAACGAGGCACUCAGGGACUUGCUUGGAAAGGAACCUCAGGAGAAGCUGGACAUCAAACUGUGCCCGGAUGGCAGCGGGCAGCUGUAUGUACCAGGACUGACUGAGUUCCAGGUGCAAAGUGUGGAGGAUAUUAACAAGGUGUUUGAAUUUGGGCACUCAAACAGAGUGACUGAGUACACCAGCCUGAAUGAGCACAGCUCACGGUCUCACGCCCUCCUCAUCGUCACAGUAAGAGGACUCGACUACAGCACAGGCCUCAGAACCACAGGGAAGCUGAACUUGGUGGACUUGGCUGGAUCUGAACGGGUAGGCAGGUCUGGUGCAGAGGGAAGCAGGCUCCGGGAGGCCCAGUACAUCAACAAGUCACUGUCAGCACUAGGAGAUGUGAUUUAUGCUCUGCGCGCCCGCCAGGGUCACGUGCCAUUCCGCAACUCCAAACUGACCUACCUACUCCAAGACUCCCUUAGCGGAGAUAGCAAAACCCUCAUGAUGGUGCAGGUCUCUCCAGUGGAGAACAACACAAGUGAGACUCUCUGUUCCCUCAAGUUCGCUGAGCGAGUUCGCUCCGUGGAACUGGGCCCUGUAUCCCGGAGAGCAGAACUAGUGUCCUGGUCUAGUCAAGAGCACUUAGAGAACGAUUCACCAGUGGCAGCACAGCCCUCCGUUCGAACACAUUCUUCUCCUAGACCUACAAGACGAGCAGGCUCAUUCCGGAGGAAGCUCCAGACUUCAGGAAAGCUGAGGCCAGUCCCUGUGUGACGGACACACUCAGCUGGGGAACAGGAUCUGCUCCAGAUCCAAUGAGCUCAUGGUGUGAAGGAGAACUCCUGCGUUUCAAGAGAUGUGAAAACGGAAAAAGACUCUCUCCUCUCCCCUACAUCUCUCCCAUCGGAUAGACAGGGCACAGUCACAUGUUCAGGAGAGAGCACGACUCUGUGGAAUCCAAGAGCCAAAAGGUGAAGACAGUUCUCUCCAGGCUCCCGGGCACAGGCAGAAGCUCUUGGAAGUAUGGACCCAGGUUGCUCCACUGCAGCUGUGAAACCAGGUUGUCAGGUGCCGGUUCUCCUUCCCCCAUCUCUGAACCAAGACUCCUGUAGAAAUAAAGCCCCACCCAGAGACUCAUGUCACCACAUAGGGACACCAAGCUUGGCCGUGGACAGUAUGGACUCCAUUGCUGGCAAUGGAUGCCCCUGGAGCUGGAUUCUGGUGGAGCUGAGCCCAGGGGAUUUUACCUGCCUACCUACCUGUGGCACUUAUGCAUGUACAAUUUUAUUUGCCAUAUGGAGGUUUUUAGUGGAUUUGAAGGGAGAGUAGAGCUGCCAGGGGCCUCUCCCAUCUCACUGCCCCUGGCUUUGUUUUUAAAUGAAUAAAGAGUAUCACCCAACUGUUGGUUUAAAACCUACCAACCAACCAAAGGUGUCUGUGCUUUCCUCGGUGCAAUGACCAGGCCUGCGGCUGUUCGGCUCUAUUCGUGGCUGGCUGGCUGCUGCCAGAGUGAGGGCUGUGGAAGGGAAGUUCACAGACUUUUAUGCCAUCGUCUUCAUCGCCUCAUACACAGCUCGGGUAAAGUUUGUGUAGGCAUCAGCUGGUCGGGGACAACCUAGGUAGGAGGUAAUUUACUGCAGGGACGUACUCACUGGCCUUUGUUCAAACUUCAUGCCACCAUACUUGCUGACAUGCUAGUUCAUUGGAUGCUGCUGCCUGACACACCACCCAAAGGGAGGGGAAGGGUGAAUUUCAGAGGUGAGGGCGUGUGCCUCUUACUCUUGGAUUUAAAAAGCAUUUAGGGAUCCAGAGGGACUGUAAUUUGCUGUGCUAAAGCUCACAAUCCGUUCACUUUGAAGCGGUCUGCCAAUGAUUUCCACAUCUGCAAAUGGCAGAGGGGACUGUCCUCUUCACCCACUUUCCCUAAAAAUACAAGCAGUAUGUUCUUCUGAACCCACAUUGCUGUUUCUCAGGCAGUCCUCCCACUCCACCAAUCAUCUCCUUAGCUGAUUACAGCUGGGGAGGUUGGGGAUGGCCGCACAGAAAAGCAAGUUUGGCGCUCAUUAGGGUAAAUGUUGAGGCAGAAAUGUUUUAGUCCUUCCCUGUUGUUUGUCCCUUAGCAGAACUUUCCCAAAGAGCAGGCACUCUGCCCUGACGAGUCCUGCAACCUCGGCUUAUAAAAGCAGCAACCAGCCACCACUAAAACCAGCAGAACUGUGGCCUUAAACCAAAGAUUCCUCAAAGCCAGCCAGAGUUCCUUGGAUCCAACUCUUCCAACUCGAGAGGCAACUGAAGCUCGAGUGACUUUCAUACCUCUAUCCAUCUGGUAGGAGAGGGGUACGGAGGUUAAGGUUAGAGCUGAGAAAAGCAACGACUGCCUUUUAACUGGUGUUUUCCUUGUAGUGAUGACCCAGGCUUCCAGCUGUCUAGCAGCUAUAACUUGGUACUGCUCUGCAGGAAGUGGUAAAAAGCUGGAGCAACCACGUAGGAACUGAAGAGUGGCACUAUCUUGCUUGCCAAAGACCAAGGGGUUCUUAACACUGGGUUUAGAAAACUGAAUCAAUCCUUUCUCAGCUCCUUUCUAGGAUCAGGCUGUCUCCCUGAGCCUACUCCUGCAGAAACGUGUGUGCCAAAUGCUCCCAUGUGUGACCAGGGCAUCUAUUUAUUUUGAUGCUUGCAUAGUCCAGCAAACACUGGAAUCCUGCUCCCACUGAAACCAAGAACAGGCCCCACUGUGUGUGAAGCAGAACACUGGAGCCAGAACCCUUUCUUACCAUCCCUCUGCUUCUCACCACUGCCCCCACCCCCACGUUGCAUGCAGUACUUGACAUACAGGGCUGUGCAAAAAGCAUGUUAACCUGCCAGUGGAGUAAGGCUGCUGCUGCUGAGCAGCGAUCGAAUGUUUAAAAAAGCUUCAAAUAAAGCUAUUUUAAAACCUUCUCCUUUCUAAACAGAUCAGUGUGUUUGUUCAUGGAAGUGUCGGAAAUAUUUAUAGCCUCUCUUAGCGUAUCUGACUGAAAAGAAACGAGCAAAAAACUUUGGUUUAUAUAGUGAAGUGUGGCUGUUGUCUAACGUUUGGGGGUGGGGUGGGGUGGGGUGGAUGGAGUUGUUUAGAGCAGCUGUCCAAAUACACCCAACAGGGUGUGCUGGCCUGCGUUACCGAGGACAGGCUGCAUUUGUCAAUCUUCCCUGUAUUAUAAAGACUUGAUUCCACCUUGGCUCUUUCUAAGCUUGGUCUUGCGCUGUGGAGUCUAAUUAAAAACCCUAGCCUUUGGUAAGAUUAGUUGUUCUUACGUAUUUUAAUAAAAAGAUCCUGUUUUGUAAUAAAACUUAUUUUAAAUAAAUUGUAUGAAGCAACUGCUUUCACACGAUACGUUUG